Xyrauchen texanus (razorback sucker) is the source of this 1758-nucleotide messenger RNA. RefSeq names its product fibroblast growth factor 10b (gene fgf10b). Lineage: Eukaryota; Metazoa; Chordata; Actinopteri; Cypriniformes; Catostomidae. The transcript is spliced from 3 exons. Gene Ontology annotation, molecular function: type 2 fibroblast growth factor receptor binding; chemoattractant activity; growth factor activity. The coding region runs from base 222 to 830 and encodes 202 amino acids. Gene Ontology annotation, cellular component: cytoplasm. The record is from RefSeq and is a predicted model, not a curated record. Gene Ontology annotation, biological process: secretion by lung epithelial cell involved in lung growth; positive chemotaxis; positive regulation of epithelial cell proliferation.
UCCCCCCCUGGAAAUACAAGAAGACUGAGAUCUACAAUGAUAAUAACUCCCAAAUGGGAUUAAACCAUAUUUGUAUAUCCAUCUAAUGAGCAGAAACGUCUAAGACUUGUUCCUCAACACAAUUCCACAACUUUAAGUGUCCUUCACUGGAUGACAGAGUCACAUUUAGAGUUCUUUCGGGGUGAGGAGCAUCCAUGCACAUUUCUUGACCAGCAUGUUCCAUGUGGAGUACCAUGAGGAGAUGGACUGUGAGUAACGGUGUGUCUGGAUGCUGGUCGCUGUUUGUACUGUACCUUCUCGCCGCCUCCGUGAUCGACGCGUCCACCGGCACCUGUCGCAGCGCGUGUGGGUUGCAGCGGGCGCACCGGGCCGCCAACUCCACAUCCAUCUCCUCAUCCGGCCGGCAUGUGCGCAGCUACGUACAUCUACAGGGAGACGUGCGCCAGAGGAAACUCUUCUCCUUCCAGAAGUUCUUCCUCAGGGUCGGGAAAGACGGGACAGUGAACGGCACCAAGAGUAAAGACGAUCCGUACAGUAUUCUGGAGAUCACUUCAGUGGAUGUUGGUAUUGUUGCUAUCAAAGGUCUUGGAAGUAACCACUACUUGGCUAUCAGCAAGAAGGGAGAGUUGUAUGGAACGAGAAACUACGGUAUGAACUGCCGUUUGAAGGAGCGAAUCGAGGAGAAUGGGUAUAACACAUACGCGUCUGCACAGUGGAAGAACAAGAGACGGCAGAUGUUUGUCGGUCUGAACGCACAUGGAAGGCCUCUCCGUGGGAGAAAAACUCGCAGGAGGAACACAGCGACACACUUCUUACCCAUAGUGGUGUGACUUUUUGCGUUCAUAAUGCUGACGGGACAGAGAGAGAUCAAAGCAAGAUGAGGAUAAAGACUUUCUCCAUGUACAACUCUCUCUAUAGCAGCUGCGCUUCUUUAAAAUGGGUUCGGUGAUUGUUUGCUCCUUUGUUGCUUUUUGGGUCAUGGCACUAGAUGAAACGUACCAGUUGAUAUAAAGUGGUAAACAUGUGCAACUGAGGCAGAUCAAUGAAUGUGCUUUUCAUUCCAUUGUGAAGCAGAUCGGUUAUCUAAAGUUAUGGGUUAUGUGUGAAAGAGUUUUCUUCAAGCUCUUAAUAAUAGGAUCACAUUUCUAAAAAGGUCUGUUUACUUUUAUUUGUAAUAGACGGAAGACUGCAAUUCUUGUAGGAGCGGCUCUAAAGCUACAUGCACGACACAGAAAGAUGGUGAGAGAAAGAGAAACUUGGUAUACACUGGCCUCAAAAGUAUUAGGACACCUAAGCCGCACUUACAAAUGCAUGAAUGCUGUUGCAUUAUAUAACAAAAUAUCAACCCAAGUGGAAUUUAUUUAAAAGAUAUGUAGCACAAGCGCAAUUCUCAAGCAAAACAAUUCACAAAAAGAAGUUUGUUCGAUUUUAAAUGACAAAACAAUUGAUUUACUGUUCUAAAGUGAAUAUUUGGACACUAUCUGGUGGUCAAACGUUAGUGGAACAUGUCCAUAGUUAAUGAGAUGAACAACACCUCUGCUAGGACACCUGAUUUACUGAUGCAUUUUAAAGUGUGGUUUAAGUGUCCAAAUACGUUUUGGGGCCACUGUGUACAGUAUAUCAAACUGUUCUGGACUGCUUUGAAUUGAAUUAUUUAUUUGUAUUGUAUUUAAGUAAAAUACUAUAAAAACAUAUUAAAAGCAUAUAAAAUGGAUAACAAUCCUCUAUUUCCUGUUAAAUAAAAUCUAUUUUGUUAUC